Messenger RNA from Malassezia vespertilionis, 537 nucleotides. It is a transcript of the gene PEX7, whose product is annotated as peroxisomal targeting signal 2 receptor. Gene Ontology annotation, cellular component: cytosol; peroxisomal matrix. NCBI's taxonomy places the organism in Eukaryota, Fungi, Basidiomycota, Malasseziomycetes, Malasseziales, Malasseziaceae. Gene Ontology annotation, molecular function: protein binding. Bases 1 to 537 code for a protein of 178 amino acids. The record is from RefSeq and is a predicted model, not a curated record. The transcript has 2 exons. Gene Ontology annotation, biological process: protein import into peroxisome matrix.
AUGGGGGAUUGCAAAUGGUCGCCGCACCACCCCGCCUUGCUCGCAACCGCGUCCGGCGAUGGUUCAGCGCAUAUAGUUGAUCUCCGUGCGGCGGGAGGCUCCGGAAGCGCAAAGCACGUCUUGAGCAUGUCGGUCGGUGGUGAAGUGCUUUCGCUGGACUGGAACAAGUACCGGCAAAUGACGCUUGCUACGGGAAGUACAGACCGGACCAUCAAAAUUUGGGACGGGCGCGGCAACGCUGCAUCCAUGGCAGAGCGCGCUGUCGUUGUCGGUCAUAAUUACGCGGUUCGUGACGUGGCUUGGUCGCCACAUGAGGCCGGAAUGCUUGCGAGUGCCAGCUAUGAUAUGAGCGUCCGGAUAUGGAACGUGGACGAGGCUGUGGCCACUGGACAGGUGCCUAUGCUCAAUACCCCUAAAAAAGUGUAUCCUAUGCACAAAGAGUUUGCCUCUGGCGUAGCCUGGUCGCUCUUCCAGCCUGGAAUGCUGGCAAGCACGUCGUGGGACAUGGAAACACAUGUCUGGCACGCUCUAUCAUAA